Plasmodium malariae is the source of this 702-nucleotide messenger RNA. Its product is annotated as conserved Plasmodium protein, unknown function. Bases 1 to 702 code for a protein of 233 amino acids. Lineage: Eukaryota; Apicomplexa; Aconoidasida; Haemosporida; Plasmodiidae. The transcript has a single exon. The record is from RefSeq and is a predicted model, not a curated record.
AUGUAUUCCUCCGCGUCAACUAGUGUUGAAAAGACAGUAGAAUUAGUAAAUGAUAAAAAAGAUGUGGUAACUGAACUAAUAGAAAAAAAGGAUAUUAUAUGUUCAUGGUGCUUUGACAUAUUAAAGCAUGAGUUAAAAAGGGAAAAGUAUGACUAUAUUCCUGCAGUGUUAGAAGCAUUGCAUCAGAAAGGAUUUAAGAUACCCUUUUUUGUAAAAUGGAUGAAAUUGAACGACAUGAAUGACUUAGGCUCUUAUGAUUACGAUGCAUAUGAAUUAAAAGGAUGUAUAGGUUGUUUAAGUGAAAUAGAUAUUUUAGAAUUACAUUAUUAUACUUUACAAAGUUCACUUUACGAUACAAGAUUUGACCCUAUAACACUUAAAGAUUUACCAUAUUUAAUUGUUACUAUUACGUAUUUAUUUAAUUUUGAAGAAUGUAAUCAUAUUUAUGAUUGGGUUAUUGGGAAACAUGGUAUAAAAAUAAAUUUUACUGUGAACAAAAAAAAAUAUUCUUCUACAUUUUUACCUGAUGUAGCAUCACAACAUAACUUUGAUCAUCAAACGACGAUCAGGAAAUUAAUAAGGAAAGCAAACUACAGGGGGGAAAUUAACGAUGAAUUGUUGAAAAUCAUACAAGUAGAACGAUACGAAGGUGUAAACUGUAGCCUCACGUAUACAGACUAUGAAAAGAUGAAGCGUUCAUAG